Molecule: messenger RNA, 1066 nt
Organism: Periconia digitata
Lineage: Eukaryota; Fungi; Ascomycota; Dothideomycetes; Pleosporales; Periconiaceae
Source: the annotation of a GenBank genome assembly
GUAAUUGCCGCCUUUCUUCGAAAACACACAGAAAAUAUUAUACACUAGAGACUUACAACAAUAAAACAGGCGAUUGCAGAAACAAAAGUCUGAAUUCGACAUGGCAUUAUCCGAGAACAAGCAAAAGAUGCUGCGCGGUGAGCUAUAUCACGCGUUCACGCCGGAACUCGUAGCCGAGAGGUCUCGCUGCAGGCAUGCAUGUAGUCGUUAUAACAACGCGGGUGACGUUCCUCGACGCAAACUCACUUCACUGCUCCGGGAAAUCAUGUGCGAUGAGACCCCUCUUUCACCCGAAGCCACAACUUCUGAGGAGGACGACAAGCUCUUCGAAGAUGACCCUUGGAUCGAACCACCAGUAGCAAUGGAUUAUGGUUACAAUGUCAAGAUUGGGAAAAAUGUCUUCAUCAAUUUUCAUGCCGUUUUUCUUGAUACCUGCACCAUCACAGUGGGUAGUCGCACGCUCGUGGGCCCCAAUGUGAGUUUCUACUCUGCAACACACCCACUCGAUCCCUUGACAAGGAACGGCACUCAGGGUCCAGAGUUAGGCAAAGAAAUUCAUAUCGGUGAAGAUUGCUGGAUUGGUGGUAACGUAGUGAUUCUGCCCGGUGUCAACAUUGGCAGAGGCAGUGCAGUUGGUGCUGGGAGCGUAGUAACAAAGAGUGUUCCCGAAUUCACCGUCGUGGCAGGCAAUCCUGCCAGAAUCAUUCGUAAGAUUGAGACUGCUAUGGAUGUAGACGCUGGUCCCGAGACGAAGUAAUGGACCGAACACGCACGACGGAGCAAAUUUCUGAUCUCGGUGAAAUACAGUCUAGCAGCACAGAUUGAAGAUUGAGGAUGUUAUUCAUUGACUCUGCAUGGCCGGUAUCAGCUGUGUUUGUUUUGCAGUCUUGAAUCUCCCAGGGGUAGUGUCGCAUUUGUAUACGCCGUAUACGCAAAGUAGCAAUACACUAACAGUCGCAAUGGGGUCCCUCUGUCGACUGAUUCUCCAUUCGUAACCGAAAACAGAAUAUCGCAAACGAACACCUCUGGUAUGUUUCACCACAAUGAGAAGAUGUAGCUUGCCGGC